Penicillium subrubescens is the source of this 1371-nucleotide messenger RNA. Its product is annotated as phosphoesterase superfamily protein. The record is from RefSeq and is a predicted model, not a curated record. The coding region runs from base 1 to 1371 and encodes 456 amino acids. Lineage: Eukaryota; Fungi; Ascomycota; Eurotiomycetes; Eurotiales; Aspergillaceae. Gene Ontology annotation, biological process: phospholipid catabolic process. Gene Ontology annotation, molecular function: hydrolase activity, acting on ester bonds. The transcript has 2 exons.
AUGAAUCCCAGCGCCCUCCUUGGCCUUUUGGCCUUUGCAGCCGCCGUGACUGCUGCUCCUCCAAAGCGUCACGCCACUGCCCACUCAAGCUCUUCGGUUACAAACUUCAAGAGCCAUAUCAAGAAUGUGGUCAUCCUCGAAAUGGAGAAUCGCUCCCUGGAUAAUCUCCUGGGUGGUCAGACCCUGAAGGGUAUCGAGAACCCUAUUAACAACGGCCCCUACUGCAAUCCAUACAACCUGACCGACUCUACGCAGGGCAAGGUCUGCAGUGCUGCUAAGGACUUUGACUCUAUUUUGGAUGACCCCGAUCACUCAGUUACCGGCAACAACAUCGAGUUCUAUGGGACUUUCACUCCUGACAAUGCCGCCAUUGCCAGUGGCAAGCUCACUCCUCCCCAGCAGGGUUUCGUGCACGAGCAGCUGCGCCGCUAUGGUGAUGACGUGAAUAAGACCUCGCUGGCGAAGCAGGUCCUUAACUACUACACCGAGGAUGAGGUGCCUGUAUUGACCUCCCUGGUGCAGAACUAUCUGACCUUCAAUCACUGGCACUCAGACCACCCUGGCCCUACCAACCCUAACCGGGCCUACGUCCUCUCUGGAACUUCCGCUGGCCACGGCACCAAUGACGAUUCAUUCGAUUCCGAUGUCCACGGCCUAACCCAGCGCUCUAUUUUCCAGCAACUGUCCGAGACCAACCACACCUGGAAAAACUACUACACAAACACCGGCAUGGUAGAUGCCUUCUUCUUCGACUGGACCUUUACCUCCGGCAACACCGACAAAGCCGUCCCACUAUCCAAGUUCUACUCCGACGCGAAAGCCGGCACCCUUCCAGAAUUCAGCUUCAUCGAUCCAUCCUGCUGCGGCACCGGCACAAACUCAAUGCACCCAACCGGCCUAAUCUCCGACGGAGAAACAUUCAUCAAGAACGUCUACGAUGCACUCCGCGCCUCGCCCCAGUGGAAUCAAACCCUCUUCAUCCUGACCUUUGACGAGACCGGCGGUUUCCACGACCACGUUCCCCCACCCCUGGCCGCACGCCCAGAUAACUUGACUUACACCGAGACCGCGCCCAACGGCGAGAAGUACACUUUCUCAUUCAACCGUCUCGGUGGGCGUAUCCCUACUCUGCUGAUCUCGCCAUGGGUUGGCAAGGGUCUUGUUGAGCAGAAGGGUACCAACUCGGAUGGGCAGACUGUUUCAUACUCUGCUUCGUCUAUCUUGCGGACUUUGGGUUAUCUGUGGGACUUUGAGCCGUUUACGCCUCGUGUUGCUACCUCGGCCUCGUUUGAUCAUUUGAUUACGAAUGUCAAGCGUAGUGAUACCCCUGUGGCUCUGCCCAAGCCCCAGUCUUUCAAGGUGAAGGCGUAA